AGGUAAUUAGUUAAUUGUGGCCCCUCGGCUCACAGACUCUUUUGUGCUUCUGGUGCCUUAAUCCCAAAACCACCAGCUGGAUCAAACGUUCUCCUGACAACGGCCGGGGCACUGGGGAACCAGCAGGGUAACAGGAGCCUUUGGGGAGAGAUGAAGCCAAAGGCAGAGGCGAAGCAGGGAGGCAGCCCUGGCCGGGCCUCCCGCAGCCCCCGCGUCCCGUUCUCCGCGGCCCAGAUCGGCAUCCUGGAGGGCAGCUACCGGCAGACACGCUAUCUGAGCAGCGGGCAGGUGGGGGAGAUGGCGGCACUGCUGGGGCUCAGCGAGACCCAGGUGAAAAUCUGGUUCCAGAACCGGCGGGCACGGGAAAGGCGGGAUUUCUUGAAGGAGCAGCCAACCAGCAGCAAUGCCCUGGAGGGGGCCGAGCCUGCCCAUGCUGCCCCCCUCGGACAGGCGCCAAUGCCAGGGCUGGGCAGCGCCAAGAUGCUGCCCCCUUGAGCUACCGCAGCCUUGGGCAUCUGAUCACAACGGGGCCAUUUGAGUUGCCAUUUGGGGGGGGGCCCAGAAUGGGGGUGAUGGUCCCCCUAUGGGCUGUGCACCUCCUCCACCUUGUUGUUACAGGGCACCCAUCAAACUCCAGCCCCACCCCCAACUGCAAACUGGUCCCCUUCCCACCCCAAAUCUUCAGCCAGAAUUUGACUCCCUGGCCGGGAUGUGUACCCCAAACUCUGACUGAGCUCGGGGGUUGGGGGCAGGACUGACACCCGCAGACACAGGAGUCAUCCGGCCCGGCUGCUUGGUGCCUCCUGUGUGCAAUGAAUUGGGGGGCGGUCUCAGCCUGGCCUCUUCACCCAACUCUCUUUCAAAACCAGCUGCACAAUUAGCACUCCAGGCCAGGGCUUCCCGUUGGCCCACCCUAGGGCACCUCAUCCCUGGAGCGCCCCCUGCUGGGCCCCGUCCCCAGCACUGACCCGAACCUCCAUUCAAGUGCAAAAGAUGACUGUGCAGAACAUCUGCGGGGGGGGGGGGGGGGGGGCAGAAUGUUCCCCCCACCCCACCCCGAUCUCUGCCUUGUCAAUAUCACGGCUCUGCGUCCGAAAUUGACAAGAAAACCGUUCACUGCUCGCGCUGUGACCCCGCAGCAGGUGGGGGGCUCCAGCUAGAGUCCGGCUGCCCCCUGGUUCCCAGCUCCCAGCCAGGCUGUGCCUGCCCAGCUCCCCACUCCCCCACCAGGGGCCUGGGUGCUGCCCAGGCUCUCAGCUCCCCACUGGAAGCCCAGCAGGUGCCCAGCACAGAGCUUAUUACAGCAGUCGGUAACCCACCAACCCCUGUUUGUGUCCUGUGACUGCUGGGGCGUUAACGGGCCAUUCUGCCUUGAACAGGCCCUUGAGAUCUGUGUUAACGCCUUACAGUAAAC
This is a messenger RNA of Gopherus flavomarginatus (Mexican gopher tortoise), 1414 nucleotides long. Its product is annotated as homeobox protein H17-like. Gene Ontology annotation, cellular component: nucleus. Lineage: Eukaryota; Metazoa; Chordata; Testudines; Testudinidae. Gene Ontology annotation, molecular function: DNA-binding transcription factor activity, RNA polymerase II-specific; RNA polymerase II cis-regulatory region sequence-specific DNA binding. The coding region runs from base 151 to 495 and encodes 114 amino acids. The record is from RefSeq and is a predicted model, not a curated record. The transcript is spliced from 3 exons. Gene Ontology annotation, biological process: regulation of transcription by RNA polymerase II; cell differentiation.